UGUGUUUCUUUACCCAUUUUCUAUUCUUUCGUAUUAUAAAUAAAUAUAUAGAUAGCAAUAUAAUUUUAUUUAUCUUAACUACCCGUCUGGUAGUUAAGAGUUACUUUUUUAUGAGUGUAGAUAAACAUUUUUAACUCAUGUCUAUUCUUUCUCUUAUUAUUUUGAUAAUAGCAACUGCAUGUCGCAAAUAAUGAUAACAAUAGGCGAUUAUUACUUUUCUUAUCAUUUAACGUGACGUCAUUAGUAAGUAAAUGCAGCAUAAAGUUGUAGAGAAAAAUGCAAAGAGUUUUCAAUCAUUUAAAACAUUAAUUUUGUUCAUUAAAUAUAUAUUUAUCGACAUUAUCAGUACAUACAUCAUUUCUUUCUUCUUUUUAUUAAUUAAUAUCUAGGUAGCAGAAAGAAAUUGCCACAGUAAAGUAUCGAUCGGUAUCAUUGGAAUUAAAUAAACGAUAUUUCUUUGAUAACUAUCGUCUAAAUCAACCAUCGGUGUUAGAGCCAUGGUAUUAAUCACAAAAUUACUAUCGAAUUACUGCACAUAAAUAUGAAAAAUCAUUCUAUUGCUUAACGCUAUAAUAAACGAGGAGUGAACAAAAUUCUUAAUGUCGGCGGUGAAUUCACGAAAGGUGGCCUCGAAUUCUCUUGAAGAUGUAGGACCGAAUAGUACGAAGUCACAUUUUCCCGUGACCCCAUUAUUGGAAUUCAUGAAAGGAGAAGUUAAUUUAUUGCAUAAGAUGAAGAUUGAAGGAUACCAACAGAUUAAAAUACCAUAAUUAAGAAGAUAAUGAACCAAAAACCAUGUAGAUAAUUAAUCACGGAAAAUAUCUCUUCAUAAUACAUUUAGUGCAAAGAAGUGAUGACACGACGAAGCUGCGCAAUUUCGGCAGUACAUCAGGGAACUGUGGUCUCUCUCUCUUUGAAGAUUCUAAACCUAAGUACUUACCUAAAUAAACUGACGUGACUAAUAUGAAAACUGUAAUACAACCUGAACUGAAACGUCUUUCUGCCGAAAUUAUACAUUCAAAUGUUUGAUGUUCCUGUAUCAAUUUCUCAGUACACCCAGAACGCGCGGUUCGACGUUUUCCGAAUUUCCGAAAACGUAUUUUUCGACGAAAAUUGUAGAAUAUUAAGGGCAUGAAAUCUCGGCAAAAUUACGCGUAAAAUCGUCAUGCAGAAUAGCAAUGAGAAAAAUUCUAGUGAACCCUUUGAGUGGACGUAUAAGGUUCGUUAUCGCAAAACUUGUUUAGGGAUGUUUAGCUACCUAGGUUAUGAUUGCAAUAAUUUAGUUAAUAUAUGUUAUAUAUUAGAUGAUAUUUUUUCUUAAGGAAAUAAAAUUGUUAUUGAAAUAUUUAUAAGACUCUAAAAUUGUCGAAAAAGUGAAGAGUAGUGUGUCCAUAUUUCUAUAUAUUUAAUAAUCUUUACCCGAUUUUACAAUGCCGUACAUUUAAUUAAGACACUAUGUCGCGAGAAGAACAUGAAGCCUCUGCCGGCAGUGCAAACAUAUCUGCAAAAGAAUUACUUACGAUUUUGUGCCGAUCAUGUAAGCGUGAAAGAUUGGUCGCCGAUAUUAAGCAGUAUAAUUCAAGAUAGGAGCUUGUCAAAAAUUUACGUGUACAGCCGAUGUCGUUGCAAGAGAAUUAAAGAAAAGUUAAAUACAGAGGAGAAGCUUGCACAAUCACGGUAGUUGACAAACACGUAUGCGUAUUGUAAUUGUGCGACAGUUUACUAGGCUUAGCAUUGAUUUAGUAGAUACCUUCUUUUUCCGUAGAAAUGAGAGAGCUUGAAAGAUUUAAUAUAUAUUCAAAAUAAUUAUCACCCAUAAUGCGUAAAUGUUUGCACGAUUUUUGCAAAUAAAACGAAAUAUAUUCAUUAUUAUUUUCACUUUCGGAUACUGCUUCCAGUAAGUUUAAGCUUGCAGGUGACAUCGCGUGCGCAACCAAAGAAAGCGAGGGGAGAGUUAAAAAAAGUAUGAUAAUGACAAGGGAAAUAAUGAUGAACUGACCAAUUGCAAAAUGGCAAAUGGACUGGCAUUCUGUUCGCACGUUCAGGAGAUGCGCGCGAAACGGUCGUCAGCAGCCAGUUCUGUACACGAAUUUUCUGCUGCGAUGCUUCGUCCAUUCCAUUGCCGCUUGCCUGAGGGACUCGUUGAUGAUCACCAGCCUCGCACUCGAUGGUAUCCCUCUGGCACCAAAGUAUCUAAAGAUCCUCAGUGAUGGCUUGGCAAACAAUCGAAAUCUGCGUAGCUUGUCAUUGGCCAGAUGCCGAAUAGGCGAUACAGGCUGCGAUAUAUUGUUGGAAAGUUUGCAACAUAAUCCGAAUCUUCGUAUUUUGAAUUUGUCAUCGUGUUGUCUGACUAACAGGAGCGCCGCGAGUUUGUCGCUGUUCUUCAAAAAGAGAAAGGCGGAUUUGUUGCAGAAUAUGUGGAAGGAAUCAACGUUAUCCCAGAAAGAAGCUUGCGCUACAAUGGAGGAGGGACUGCGAGUACUGAUUCUGAACAAAAAUCACAAAUUCAGUAACGUUAGUUUGCGUCAACUGAUACGUAUGCUGAAGCACGAUUUCUGGUUGAGAACGCUGUGCUUGCAAUGCUGCGGGAUUACUCAACACGGCGGAGAAAUUGCGUUGGAGCUUCUGCAAACGAACAGUGUGCUUACGCACAUUGAUCUUAGAGAUAACGAGGUAUCGACCGACGUGUUGCACACCAUUCGCAAGAUUCUGAAGAAAAGAAAAAGCAGAGAGGAAAGGAUACCGAUGAAGAAGCGAUUGUUGAACCGUAAGCACGUUCUUAGGCAAGAAACGAUUUCAAAGAAAGCAUCUUCUGAUUACGCACCAAAGGACAAUGAAUUUUCCGCAAAUCAAGUACAGUCCAAAUCGAAAAUGCAAUGCGUUUCUAAAGUUACACAAUCCGUGCGUGCAUGGAAAACGGAAAACAAAGACAAUAGAAAAUGCAAAUCGCGCAGUACAUUGAGAAAGAAUCACAUCAAGUGGACGAACGUGGAUAAAUUGAAGAAGUGUCUGAUGCUCAUGAUCGAGGGCAACCAAAGCUUGAUCGCGGCCUUGGAGAACAGCACCGAUUUUCUGAUGAAGGAAAGAGAUCGCCGUUUGAGCGCCGAGGAAGCGUAUCAUAAACUCCAACCUCGUCUCAGAAGUCUCAGGAACAAAAUCAUUAUGCAGAAUUCUAUUCACUCGAGUAUGCAUUAUGAAAAUCAAGUCUACACGAACUUACAAAACGUAUUCAACGAAUUAAGACAUGCAUAAAAGAGAAGAGAUCUGGAAUGAUAGGAAAAAGUCUCGAAGAAGCCAGUGAAAAUAAGAAUAAUGCUAUCGUUCAUUAUCAUAAAAAUCAACCGUACAGAAGCCAAAUUGCUCAUCUUUCGCACAGGAUAUCGAAUUGUCAUAAAUAAUUUUAGACUAUUCAUACUUUUUUAUUAUUCUGUCACAUACACAUUAAUCUUCGUACACAGUAAUGCACAAUGAUGUUGUAUAAACGUUCACUACAGUAUUAAAAUAUAUAAAUGCAAUCAGAAAAUGUACAUAAUUAAAUAAAAAACAUUUGUGAUUAAUGCUUAUUUGUGAUACGCAUAUUCUUUUGACGUCAGAUUCAGAGAAUUGUGAUUAUUAGCAUUACGCGCGUGGAGAAGUUUUGCUAUAUAGUUUUAUAUAAAUUUAUGUACACGGAAAAUAUAAUAUAAGAAAAUUCACAAAAACUGACAUAAUCUUCUCUAAGCUUAUCCAGAUGAGUAAUUAUUGUUCUAUAAUGUAUUUGAUAAUAUAAAACAUUGUAAAACAUAUAAAAUAU
Molecule: messenger RNA, 3793 nt
Organism: Ooceraea biroi (clonal raider ant)
Lineage: Eukaryota; Metazoa; Arthropoda; Insecta; Hymenoptera; Formicidae
Product: protein Cep78 homolog
Biological process (GO): cilium organization
Cellular component (GO): ciliary basal body; centrosome
Molecular function (GO): protein binding
Source: RefSeq, a predicted model, not a curated record